GCGCUCUCAUCACCAACUUUCUUUUCAAUUCUUGGUUCGUUUAGGUUGGGCGUCGCAUUCUUUCCAUUUCUUUCAAGGAAGCCAAAGGAAGCCAACGUACACAAAUAGCGAUUCAAAUUGCAAUUCAGGUGCUUUCGAAGUUUUCUGAUUAGCGAAGGAAGAAAAAUUGUUAUAGAAAAAGAAAGAAAAAAUGGGUAAGGUAAAAGCAUUGAAACAUAAUGCAAAUAAAGGAAAACAGCAAUUGCAUGAAAUAAAAGGUGGUUCCGUAAAAAAGAACAAAGAUUCCAAAUUCAAAAAUACAUCCAAAGAUCAAAAGCCUGUUCCAAAUAAAAAGAUUUCAAAGAAAUAUUGGGAUCAAAAGUCUUCUCCAAACAAAAAACAAAAUUUCAAACAAAGCAAGAAUUCAAACAAAGCACAAAAAAUUGAUAAGAAGACUUUCAACUCUAAAAAAGUGGAAAAGCAAUUAGAUAAAUCUGAUUCUAACACCAUUGAAAGUGAGGAUGAUAGUUCAAAUAAAUCAGAUGAAACAUUUGAAAGCGAUUCAGAUAUCCCAGAUAUUUUUGACAAGAGCUUAGGAGAAGAUGAUGAAGAUGAAGAUUGUGAAAAGGAUGAGGAAGAAGAAGACACGGAUAGUGAUGAUGAAUCUGAUGAAGAAGAGAUGGACGAUGAUGAUGGCAGUGAUGAAGAAGAGAUGAGUGAGCAUAAAGGUGUAAAAAUGUUUAAAGGUUUACAAUCUAAAAAUAAGAAAAAUCAAAAGGAGGAUGAAAUCGAAAGCAAUACAACUGAGAAUACAACUGAGAGUGAUGAUGAUGAUGACGAGGAUAAUACAGAUGAAGAUGAAAAUAAAGACAAGGAAAAGCAAAAAAAGAAAGAUAAUAGAAUUACUAAAAAUUACGCUGAAAUCUUAGAUCUUACUUCUGAUUCAGACUAUUCCAAUGAUACUACUGAUUUUAGCGAUGAUGAGAAUGCAGAAUUAGGUACAAAAGCACUUUUGGAGCAAAGUAUUGCAGACGACGAUGAUGAUGAAGAUUUUAAUGGAGAAGAUAAAGAUAGUAGUGAUGAAGAUGAUAUUAGUAGUGAAGUUGAAGAAGACAGUGAGAAUGAUGAUGUAAAAAAGGAAGCCAAUGAAAAUGAGAACAGUAUUAUACGAAGAUUUAACAUAACACAACAAGAAAAAGAUGAUAUAGCAAAAAGAAUUGUUCUCAUUGAUAAUAUCCCAAAAACAACGCCUAGAGCUGUGAUAGAAAAAGUAUGUAGGGAACAUGGAAAAUAUCAGAUAUUUGAAGCAAAACCUUAUCCAGCAUUCUUUCUUGAUGAAGAAGAAGAUAUGGAACAAAUAGAACCUUUGGAAUGGAUAAAUCGGGAUUAUCCACAUCUAGAAACAUUCUCAGUAAAUGUCCUAUAUUCUAAAAGACGAAGCGCUCUGAUUGCAGUGAAGUAUAUGCAUGGACUGAUGUUCGGAAGAAAUUUUUUAAGUGCAGUAACUGCUGAUAAAAUUGUUCAAGAGCCUCCCCAUGCUGUAUAUAUAACAGAUCUAAAAAAGACAAUGCCUGACAACUGUAUCUGGGACAUGUUUAAUCGAUGUGGAUUCAUAAUGCGUUUCCGAAAUGUACGUGAUUCAAUAACGGGAUUAAGUAGAGGAUUUGGUUACGUCUCCUUUAAAACUGAGGACUCUGUAAAGACUGCUCUUACAUAUAGCAAUGAAAAAAUUGAUGGAUGGCGAAUUAAAGUGAUGCCAUAUCCCUAUUGUGAGAAAUCAUUUGUUAAAAAAUUAGAAAAAGAAACAAGACAAAGGAAUCAACCAAUUCUUGAAAAUGGAAAGAGAAUUCUUGAAAAUGAUAAUCGAUCAUCGAAAAAGUUUAAGAAGAGUUCGGGAGAGCCUGCUAAUGUUGAACCUGAAAGAAACAUUAAGAAGCAAAAAAAGCAAGAGGAAGAUAAAAAAAAGUCUACUGCAUUUCAAGGUCAAAUGGUCGAAUUAAAAAAUAAAAAUAAGAAAAACAAACUUGAUAAGAAAAACAAGAAAAUGGCAGAAAAGCUUGCAGCUACAUCUAAAAAAACAAAAAAAAAUUAAGUUAAUAUUGUCAUAUUUUAUGAAUUCUUAGACAUACUAUUAAUUUUUUUGACGUUUUUUUAACAAUCGAAGAUAUUUUUCGAGCGUUCAUUUAAUUUUGAAAGAAGUAUUGGCACUGUAAUGAUACUAUAAUCUGUAGAAAUUUAAUAUUGUAAUAUAUGUUAUGGAUUGGUUAGACAAUUAUCACGCGAGUUUUUAUUUUCAAAAACAUUGUGUUCAUAUCCGUUUAAUAUUGAAGAAAAAAAUAGAUAUUGACAAUGUUACAAGGGACACUACAGUUCUCAUUAAAACUGUGAUCACACAUAAUGUAAACGAGAAUACCUCCAAUAUAUUAUAUUUCCUCGUAUACUGUUAUAAUGUAACUGCCAUUGCUUUUUAAUAAAUAACGUUUGACAAAAAAGAAA
Messenger RNA from Acromyrmex echinatior (Panamanian leafcutter ant), 2475 nucleotides. RefSeq lists its product as uncharacterized. The record is from RefSeq and is a predicted model, not a curated record. Lineage: Eukaryota; Metazoa; Arthropoda; Insecta; Hymenoptera; Formicidae. Gene Ontology annotation, molecular function: RNA binding. Gene Ontology annotation, cellular component: nucleus.